UAGAGCGGAGGAGCAGAGUUUGAGAGGAGCGUCGGGUUUGCGACGGGGGUAAUUCGCGUUUAGCUCAGUUUGGCGUUUGCAGCGACACGCAGCAUUUCGGAGCUCGACACGAAAGGAGGAUGAACCCAUGAAUGCACGCGCUGCUUGCGUUACAGUCGCAAUAAUGAGUGAAAUAGACCGUUCUGCUCUCCUUUCAACUUGAGAAAACUGUGAAACUCCGGAGUUAUACGCCAAGACCGGACAGGGAGCGCCACAGAGUAUCUCGUGCUGUAUCAUUGUUUAUUUUGGAAUACGCGAGGGGAUGCUGUGCUUCUGACAGGAAAAAGGGAUUUCCUGAAAACUAUCGCUGUUGUAUGAUGUUGAUCCCAGCCAGUGAACUGGACGCUUCUCUUCUUUAACGCGGGUUAGCUCUAAAGUGGAUUGAUUAUGUAGCGAGAAUUUUUUUUUGUCUUUUCACUGAAAACGAACAAAUGCACGCGCAGCUUUUGAACUGUUCGCUUAAAAUGUCCAAGAUGAGCAGAUUACGGAUUGCAAAGGGGGUUGCGCUUCGUGCUUGCCCGAUAUUGAAAAUUAUUUUCUUGACUUCCUUCUGGAGAGUGGCAGAGUGCAGGGGAGUGUCAGACGCCCAGCCCAGGUUCUCCUCCUCUCUCCCCACCUACCUGCCGGUGUUGUACCAGGUGCAGGGCGCAGAGCCCGCCCUCUUCCUGAAGGAGGCGGGGCAGGAAGUGAUGCGUAACGGCAGUCUGCACACGCGCAGCGAGGCCUUCCUGCUUCGGCAGGCGGAGGGCCUCCCGUCCGUCUCCUGUAGCUACGGCAACGUCUCCGUGGAGACGGCCGUCCCCCUGGAGCUGCUGCAGGCCACGCCCCCCCUGCUGCCCGGCUCCGCCCACGUCACCCUGGGCUGGCAGGUACGCGCACAGGUGGUGCAGUCCCGCCUUAGCCCCGCCCACCCGCGGCUGCAGGUGCUGUUCUACCUAUCGGGCCGCCGGUGGGAGGAGUCAGCACCGCUGCCCCAGCCAAUGCCCUGCGUCUCCGCCCUGGCGUUCCGAGGCUCCGCCCUCAGCGCGGCAUCAUGCCGGCUGCAGGGCAUUGUGGGUAUCUGUGUGGCGGAGCUGGAGCUGCCCCCGGCCUGGUUCCCCCCCGCCGAGGGGCCGGCGUCUCUCUUGCAGCUGCAGUAUCUCGUCCAGCCACAGGGGGGCGCCAGCCGGGCCUGCACUGCCCCCUCAGAGCCCCCGAAAAGGCCCCCCGCCAGCUUCCUGUCCGGACAGGAAGAGGGGCCGGCUGACCUGCAGCUGAUUGGCUCUGUGGAGCUGCUGGGCGAGGAGGAGGAGCCUCAGCCGACCAAUCUGAGGCUAGAUGACAGCGUGCAGAUACAGGCCCCGCCCAGCCCGGUGCAGCAGGGACAGCCAAUCGGGUUCCGUGUGCUAAUGAGCUCCGCCUCUACUGUGCAGCAGUUCACCCUCCGAGCGCGGUACCAGGAGGGGGUGAACUUCCGGGGCAUGACCCCCAGUAACCUGGCCUCCUGGGAGAUCAAGCAGGAGCUGCUCCCGGGCCGAUCCGGCCUGUCCGUCUUCUUCCAGCGCAACCCCAGCUCUGUGGGAGACAGGCUGCAGGGCUCCUCGUACGAGGUCACGCUGGUGGAGUUUGAGGUGGAUAACUUCAUCAGCCUGCAGCCCACUCAGGCUGUGCACUGGCAGGUCCAGUACCCAGACUCCACCGGGGAUCUGGCCGAGGUGGUCUCCUUCAUCUACAUCAGCCAGAGAGACCUGCAGGGCAUCGUGGCCCUGGCACAGGAGACAGAGAUCUUGAACACAGCCAUCCUCACGGGUAAGCGUGUGUCGGUUCCGGUGAAGCUGGUUACCGUGGAGAGAGACGGAACCGUCAGGGAGGUGGAGGAAAGCAUCAGCUGCAGCUCCACUGAUGAGGACGUCGUGAAGGUGGCGCCGGGGUGUGACUCCGUGCUGGUGAAUGGGAGGGAGAUGCGGGGGAAGCAGUCUCUGCGGGUGAACUUCUCUUACCUGUACCUGCGCACUCACCUGGAGCUGACGGUGUGGGUGCCACGCCUGCCCCUGCAGAUCGAGGUCUCUGACACCGAGCUCAGCCAGGUGAAGGGCUGGAGAGUGCCCAUCCUGUCCAACAAGAGGCCGACGCGGGACAGUGAGGAUGAGGAUGACGAAGAGCGAAAGGGAAAGGGCUGUGCGCUGCAGUACCAGUAUGCCCUGGUGCGGGUUCUGACCCAGUUUGUGGCCGAGCCGAUGGAUGUGGGCGGGGAGCUGGUGUACCUGCUGGGGCCGGACUGGCAGGCUGACAUCACUCACCUGGUGCUGGAGUUCUUCAAGGUGGAGGACCCUCGGGUCGCUCGCCUGCUGGACGGCAGAGUGCUGGUGGGCAGAGACCUGGGCAUCACCACCAUACAGGUCCUGUCCCCUCUCUCUGACUCCAUCCUGGCAGAGAAGACGGUGACGGUGCUGGAUGACAAGGUGACCAUCACAGACCUGGGGGUGCAGCUGGUCGCCGCCCUCAGCCUGUCCCUCCAGCCCAGCCCUGGCAACAGCCAGGCCAUCGUCGCCACGGCGACCGCGCAGGACCUGCUGCACUCCCCAAAACAGGAUGCCAUCCUCAGUGUGUGGAUCCAGUACAGCGAUGGCUCUGUGACCCCGCUGAAUAUUUACGACCCCAAAGACUUCACUCUGACGGCCACUUCCCUGGACCCCCGUGUGGUGUCCGUCUCCCAGGAGAGCGCCCUCCGGUGGCCGGGCGUGGUGGCGGAGGGGGAGGGGCAGGGCCCCCUGGUGCGGGUAGAGAUGGUCAUCUCCGAGGCCUGCCAGAAGUCCAAGCGGAAGAGCGUCCUGGGGGCGGGCACGGGGAGCGUGCAGGUGAGGUUUGGGCGGAGCGAGGCGGAGCAGCGGGGGGCGGGGCAGGAGGAGGGCGGGUGGAGCGCUGGGGGGAACAGCACGGGCGAGCGGAGGGUGACGGGGCAGGAGCGGGCGGAGGACGAGGGCGAGGCCUGGAGGUACAACAGCGUCGCCUCCGACCGCGAGGAGGGCGCCAUGAGGAAGGGCAGCACCACCAAGACCCCCAUCAGCAGCCGCGCAGCCGGCCCCCGCGCCCCGCCCAGCCCCCCCGGCCCCCUGCCCCCCGCCGGGCCCGAGAGCGACCCGUCCCACGGCCAGCGUGGGCUGUCCGACCUGGAGAUCGGCAUGUACGCCCUGCUGGGCGUCUUCUGCCUGGCCAUCCUCGUCUUCCUCAUCAACUGCAUCACCUUCGCCUUCCGCUACCGCCACAAGCAGCUCCCAGUGCUGGAGCAGGGCAGCCUGAACCACGCCCACGACUGGGUGUGGCUGGGCAACGAGCCCCACGGCCAGGCCCCGCCCCACGCCCACGACUGCACCACCAUCAUCGACCGCGCCGAGGCCUACGAGGAGAGCAAGUACCUGCUGAACGGCGGGCAGAAGGGCGGGGGGGGGGCCCUGCACUGCCCCCCCGACCCGGGGCCCUGCAACGGCCAGGAGCCCCAGACCCCCCUCAACAACUCCCCCAGCGCCAAGCGCAAGCGCGUGAAGUUCACGUCCUUCACCACCAUCCUGCCCGACGACGGCGGCCCCUACACCAACUCCAUCGUCAUCGGCAACGAGGACGACAUCAAGUGGGUGUGUCAGGACAUGGACCUCAGCCAAUCGGCCGAGAUCAGAACCUACAUGGAGAGGCUACAAGACAAUCUGUGAGGGGUGGGGACGAGACACAGGAUUUUAACUCACCUAUGAUGCCUUU
Messenger RNA from Conger conger (European conger), 3771 nucleotides. RefSeq names its product transmembrane protein 132C. The record is from RefSeq and is a predicted model, not a curated record. Lineage: Eukaryota; Metazoa; Chordata; Actinopteri; Anguilliformes; Congridae. The transcript has 9 exons. Bases 471 to 3725 code for a protein of 1084 amino acids.